Durio zibethinus is the source of this 3724-nucleotide messenger RNA. RefSeq names its product serine/threonine-protein kinase CTR1-like. Gene Ontology annotation, biological process: protein phosphorylation. Gene Ontology annotation, molecular function: ATP binding; protein serine/threonine kinase activity. Lineage: Eukaryota; Viridiplantae; Streptophyta; Magnoliopsida; Malvales; Malvaceae. The record is from RefSeq and is a predicted model, not a curated record.
AUAUGAACCCUUCAAGUAUUCCAAUAGUCAAACACCAAAAUUCAGAUUAAAAUCUAAACAGCGCCCUAAACCUGAAUUAUUUUAAUAUAAAAAGAUAAAUUAGGAAACCAAAACCAUAAAUUAGUGUCAACAACAGUUUUCCAAGUAAAUAAAAAAAAAUUACCCAAAAUAACAAAAAGAAAAACAAAAUAAGGGUUCGUCAGCAUUUUAAAGCAAAGACAAGAACAAAUGAAACCGUCUAAAAUAUCAACACGUUCCAAAGUUUCUUCAUCAAACAAAACCGUCACAUGCCGUUGAUCAAAGCUACCGAAAACCUGUCCAAUCUCGUCAUUUGGAAACAAAAUCAAGGAUAUUUUCGUCAUUUAGUUUCGAUUUUUUUUCCCGCAGACGAUAUGAUCCGCCGAUGCCCCUCCCUUACCCCAAACAACUCCAGCUUUUAUAAUCACGAAAACCAGUGGGCUUUCCCCUAGCAUUCCGCUAUCCUACACCGCAAUGCGCACCGCUCCUCUUCUCCUCUACGUGUCGUUACCGCUUUCCUUCUCAUUUUUACGUGUGCUUGCUUUCGUUACAUAAGGAGUACUUGUACGGUAUGAGCGAGUAGUUUUGGGGGAGAGAGCUUGACAAGUUCGGGACGGGAAGAAGAGUGAAAGAGAGAGUGAUCUCGUGAGGCCCGUGUGAAAAUGCCUCACCGAACAACUUACUUCUUCCCUAGGCAAUUUCCCAAUCGUGGGUUCGAUGCAUCUUCCAAGCAACUAUUGGAUCACGAGAAAAAAAUCGCCAAGGAAAUAUCAGCUACAGCAACAGCGGAGGGAACCACAGCAACAACAAGCGCCUCCAACGUUACUGCUGGAAAUGACCGCAGGAAGUCAAUAUCAAGGACAGCUCCAAAAGACUUUACGAACCCAGCUGCUAAGACUAACAACAGCAACAACUCUCCCCUAUCGAAUCUUUUUACUGACGAAAAGCUUCAUACCAAAAGGCAACAGCUCGCCGCUUUCCGCGAUUGGUUUAUCGAGAAAAAAUCUACUACUAACAGAUCAAGUCACGUGAAACUGCCCUCUCGACAUCUUUCUUCCAGUACUGAUCAUGAUGAAGAUCGCGAGUUGUUAUUACCUCCGGAACCUGCUCCGCCGCAGACACCGACGCCCCUUCCUCCUCCGGAAACCACCACCGUCAUUAAUGACCGUAUCGUUGACCGCAGCUUUGAGCUCGACGUGUCACUGCCGAGGUUCUCAAGUGGUAAUAUUUAUGCAGUGAGUUUGCUUCACGGAACGACAUUGGAUGGCAACUUGUCGAGUGAUGUUAAAGAUACAUGGAACAAGGAGUCGUCGUCGACGCCUGUGCCGGGGACAGGGGAAGUCGAGGAACUGAAGGCAGAAGAGAGUAAAGAUAGGUUCUCGUUCAUCGAGUCAAGGGAGAGUUAUAAUUUACAGGUUAUGCUGGCUAGAAGACUUACUUCUCAAGCAAGUCUCCUCAGUGAACACUUGCUUUUACAAGCGUAUUGUGGACCAGAUGUCGCCGAUGCAGAAACUGUUUCUUAUCGUCUAUGGGUUAGUGGGUGUUUAUCAUAUAGUGAUAAGAUCUCAGAUGGUUUCUAUAAUAUUCUUGGGAUGAAUCCAUAUCUAUGGGUAAUGUGUAAUGAGUUUGAAGAAGGAAGACGCUUACCAACUUUGAUGUCUCUUAAAGAAAUUGAACCCAGCGAGACAUCUAUGGAGGUUGUUCUUGUUGAUAGACGCGGCGAUAUGCGCCUCAAAGAGCUUGAAGAUAAAGCACAGGAGUUAUAUUGUGCUUCAGAAAAUACCUUAGUUUUGGUCGAGAAGCUUGGAAAGCUUGUUGCUAUUUACAUGGGGGGAACUUUUCCAGUGGAGCAAGGGGAUCUUCACAAACGCUGGAAAUUGGUCGUUAGGAGGUUGAGGGAUUUUCAGAAGUGCAUUGUGCUUCCCAUUGGCAGUCUAACCAUGGGACUUUGCAGGCAUCGUGCAAUUCUGUUUAAGAAAUUGGCGGACUAUAUAGGCUUGCCAUGUAGGAUUGCUCGAGGAUGCAAGUAUUGUGCAGCAGAUCAUCGUUCUUCUUGCCUCGUCAAAAUUGAAGAUGACCGGCAGUCAUCAAGGGAAUAUGUAGUUGAUCUAGUCGGGGAGCCAGGAAAUAUCCAUGGUCCUGAUUCCUCUAUCAAUGGAGGAUUCCUUUCUUCAAUGCCUUCAGCAUUCCAAAUUUCUCAUCUAAAAGAAUUUCAACAACCUUAUAUGGAUAAUGCAUCAUAUUGUCAGAUUGUAGACUCACAGAAUUCAUGUUCUUUUUUUGAGAAUUCUCUACAUUCUGGUGGCACCGAGAAAUCUCAACAGAUGAAGGACAAUGGCUUGCUUGAAAAUCAAAAGACAUUAGCUUAUGCACCAAUCAAUCAAGAUUCAUUUGGAGAGGAAUCAUCUUUGAUGCCUUUUGAAACUGCAACUGGAGAAACAAUGCAUAAAAAUUCCAGACUCCGGGGAGACAAAGUCGCUAUAGAGCAAACUCUUAGAAAAGAGAUUGUUGUAUCUGGAUGCUCAGUGGUAAAAAGUGUGAAGCAAUUGAAAGUUAACUUGCCUAGUCAGUCAGAUCUGGAGGAGAUAGGGGCUGAACUUGAUACUCACAGCAGAUUCUUUGCUAUAACCAUCCCAAGAUAUCUAAAUCUUGAACCUUCUCUUGCAAUGGAUUGGCUUGAGAUCUCAUGGGAUGAAUUGCAUGUUAAGGAGCGCGUUGGUGCUGGCUCAUUUGGAACAGUUCAUCGUGCUGAGUGGCAUGGAUCGGAUGUUGCAGUCAAAGUAUUGACUAUUCAAGAUUUUCAUGAUGAUCAGUUGAAGGAGUUUUUAAGAGAGGUUGCUAUAAUGAAACGUGUUCGACAUCCAAACGUGGUCCUCUUCAUGGGUGCUGUUACAAAGCAACCUAAUCUGUCAAUUGUGACAGAGUAUCUACCAAGGGGUAGUUUAUACCGCCUCAUCCAUAGGCCAGCUGCUGAGGAAACACUUGAUCAAAGGAGGCGAUUACGCAUGGCAUUGGAUGUGGCCAAAGGGAUCAACUAUCUUCAUUGCCUUAAUCCUUCCAUAGUUCACUGGGACCUUAAAUCACCCAAUCUGUUGGUUGAUAAGAAUUGGACAAUUAAGGUGUGUGAUUUUGGAUUGUCCAGAUUCAAAGCAGACACUUUUAUAUCAUCAAAAUCUGUUGCGGGAACACCUGAGUGGAUGGCUCCGGAAUUCCUCCGUGGAGAACCUUCAAAUGAGAAAUCUGAUGUUUACAGUUUUGGAGUAAUCCUGUGGGAGCUUGUGACCAUGCAACAACCUUGGAGUGGACUCAGUCCUGCCCAGGUGGUUGGUGCUGUAGCUUACCAGAACAGAAGGCUCGCCAUUCCUCCUAAUACCUCCCCAAAGUUGGCUUCCCUUAUGGAAUCAUGUUGGGCUGACAAUCCCGCUGAACGGCCAUCUUUUGCUAACAUAGUAGAAGCGCUAAAGAACUUGGUCAAGUCUCCAUUGCAGUUGAUGCAGAUGGGAAAGCAGUAAUGAUGUCCAUCAGCUGAAGCCAUUCGUAAUUGUGAAAUAGUUUGAAUAACCUGAGCUGAUUUUGAAGAUUGAAUUAACUAUAGCAGCUUGGCUGCGUAACCUUAUUCCACCAACAGAAAAUGGCUCUAGGCAGCUGUAGAUGUUAUCUGACCAAUUCGGAAGGCAGUUAAUCCCGUUAAAAAUCGAGGCCAAAA